Porites evermanni is the source of this 6167-nucleotide messenger RNA. The record is from the annotation of a GenBank genome assembly. NCBI's taxonomy places the organism in Eukaryota, Metazoa, Cnidaria, Anthozoa, Scleractinia, Poritidae.
UGUCCUUCUUGUCCUCGAAAACGAGUAAGAAUUUUAGUUUGCUUUUUUGUCGUGUCAUGUGGGACGUUAGACUAUGUAUCCCUUUUAGUCGAUUGUGAGAUGAAUUAGAAGUCAAGAAAAUUUUAAACGCUUUCCACUUGAAGCGGCUUUGACCAGACUUUGAUCACGUGACUUUGUUGAUGGUGACGUUUUUGGGCUCUCCAUCUGACAAUAUUUUUUCUCGUGUCCUUUAAUUAAAAAACCCGAAAAUUUCAUUAUGUCAGACGCGUCAAAUGUUAAACGAUUUUGCCGAAGGUGCAAAGCACAUGGUUUUAAAGCUGGAAUACAUUCAGCAUGCCCUUUUAAAUGUUGCAAGUGCGCGGAGUGUGAGAAGAUUGCAAAACACAACGAAAUGGCGCGAGAGCGAGCUCGAAAAAGACGUGCCGACGAGCUGGCCGGACCAUUGCUACCCUCAAGCAGCGUUGACCUGACUAUUGAGCAAGUCAUCCAACUUGCAAACAAGAACUCGGGUACUGAAGUGGCGAAAAAAAAGAUGUCCACAACUGCCCUUAAAGCCGGUAUGUUGUCAACUUCAUGAUCUUUUGAUCCAAUUUUUUGUUAAUUUACCUUUCCAACUAUUUUAGUUACUCUUAAGGUAUCUUAUUGCCUUUGAAAGUACCAUUUGUAUUUGAAGUAUACCUUUUUAAAAAUGUUGGACAGGAAAAUUUGUUGUUACAGUAAUUUGUUGCACUUUGGCUUGUACAUGAAAUUCUCGUGAAUGACACACAAAUUAUUUGACAGAUUUCCCGAUGUUGCCUAAAAUACAUUCUCAGAAUAGCUUUUACAGUGCAGUUUUGCGAUUUCAUUAAUGUUAAAAUUUCACAUUUUUAUUAGUAAUGCUUCUCUAACAAUUUUGUUAUCAAGUCAGGGCACUGAAUGAGAGAAAGGAUCAAAUUUCAGUAGUUUUCUUUGACAUCUGGGACGUCACUAUUUUCAUUGCUUGUGUACUUAUCAGCGGCCAUCGUGUAAAGCCAUGACAAAUUUUUCCCACUUAUCUGGCUUCUCAUCAACACUUACUAAUAAAGUGUGAUAUGGUAUUGUUAAAAAUUAAAUUUGCUUAAAAAGUAAUACAGUAAAACCAACAACUAGAGACGGUCUAAGAACCUGGAUUUUUCUAAGUUAGCCUAAACAGGAUCCCAUAUAAAUGGUAGUUAGUUUAAGGUUUUAAAUUAGUCCUCGCCUUUCAUGACUGGGGUGAUUUUCACACGCGCUUGCGUUUCGCUCGCUCUACUAUCUCUGAGAAAAAAAUAGGGAUUACUCAUAGUCUCUUCUUAUAUAGGUUCUUUCUGAAAAAAAAAGAUACAAUAUAGCUAAGAGUAUUCAGUGGUUCAGCUUUUUCCUUACAUAAAAGCUGCAAACCAUAACAUUGCAGUUGGAGUGUUAAGGCACCCGUGUCUCUAAAGAAGAUUCUGAAUGUUGACUUAUUUGCUUAAGUGUACAAAAUUUUUUCAUACAUUUAAGAAAAUAAUAGCCUCCCACGCAGGGGUUUUUAGUGGCGUGUUUAUUUCGUCCCUCCCCACAAACACCAUUUGUGGGUGCGAUGAAGUAUAAGUUCCCCAAAAAAUCCUGCGUGGGGAGCUAAGAAAAUAAGAGCCUGAUUCACAUUUUAGGCUGAACAGGUUCCUGUAUACAGGGUGCUUAACUGGCAAAAUUUGAGCCUAACAGGUUCUUAGUCUCAGGGUCUUACUGUUAUUAUUCUUAUGGGUUAUGCAUUGUUCAUUUCUACGUGUAAACCAUCCCCUUCCCCUGGGAAUUUGUAAGUUUUAUUACUUGGCAGUCUAUUCCCCACCUCAAGGCAUACAGAAAAAGACAAUUUCUCACCCCUGCACUCCUCAUCAACCACACAUAACAUUGUUUUGGGUACAGGAUAAAUGUUUCUAAGGUUUUCUAUUUCAUAAAAACACUAGACUGAGAUCUCUGUUUUGCAAGCCGGGCAUCCAUAUUUAUAUACAGUCUAUUUAAGUUGUCUUGUUAUAUAGAUAAAUUCACUUAAGAAAUAUUUCUUUGUUGGUGACGAAAGCCAUCCAUCCAAGUAUGCGUCAUAUGCACAUUGGUUCUACAAUAAAAAUUUCGUGGUUCAUACAAUCUUGAAAAGGUCUUGAAUUUUAGUAGUCGUCUUGAAAAGUCCUUGAAUUUGGUUUAGGUCCUUGAAAAGAAAUAGAUUUCUUUAGUAGGUCUUAAAAGUCCUUGAAAUUCACAACUUUGUCUACGCAUACACCUUUUUCUGUAGAGUUAGAUUUUAUUUUGCCGAGGAAAAUUUGGCUCAUCUUCAUAGGCAGAAAGAACCUGUAAAAUUCACGGGCAACGUACAAACAUUUUUAGUAAAAGGACAAUGUUUUAUUUAUUAUCAAUAUUAUUUUAAAUGACUCCAUGACGUGUUUUAGCCAAUAGGGUGAUCAAAGGGGGUUAAAGACCUUGAAAACUGUAAGUUGUCCUUGAAAAAUCCUUGAAAAGUCCUUGAAGUUUGUGUGUCUGAAGUUGUAAGAACCAUGAAGAUAUAAGCAUACCUUUCAGAAUACAGAUUUUACUUUUGAGUGGUUAUUUGUUUCUAACCAGACUGCAACAAAUUCUUGAGAUUUCCCCAGGAAAGAACAGUCUUAGGAGUCUUCUCCAUGCAGUCUGGCACCAUCAUGUCAACUCAGAAAUGACAUAAUUCACAAGAACAACAAAAAUGUGAUUUUUGAUUUCCCUGCCCCCUAUCCCCGGGACAGGACCGCUUCAAACAAUUCCCCCCUCAGGCCUGAAGGGCUGGACUUGUCUUAGGGGUUGACAGGAGGGAUGUUGACACAUUGAAUUGAACCAUGCAAUACCCUCUCAGAAAUCCAACGAAAAAAAGAACACAUGACAGGUAAAUUGAACUGAUGUGACUUGGUCCAAAUUUAACAAUAUAUUAAAUUUAUUGUGUAUAUAUGUAUAUACUGUUGUUUAGAGAAACAGAAAAGCAGAAGACUUGAGAUGUCGAAAUAUGAUCUGUUUGUUAACAACUUUAUGAGCUCUUUGAGUGAAGCAGACAAGUUGAAGAGCCCACUUUCCAACAUGGCACGUGCCACCAAGGCCUGGAUGGAAGAAAGGCAACAUACCAUAAGCGGUCGUGUAAAGAACACAAGUGCAAGGCAAGGAGAUGAAUUAAACGCCCUGGGGCUAACUGAGUACAGUGAUGUGGAGCACGUGAACCUGGGACUUCCAUCCUCACUUGGUUCAGAACUUCAGAAUACUGGUUCAGGACUUCCAUCAGCUCAUGGCUCUGGUGAUGAGAGUGCUGCUCUUUUGGUUGACAUUUUCCCCCAGCUGUCACCUCCACAUUUGAAAAAGCACUUGACAAGUGCAAAUGAGGAGGUAGAGAAUGCUGCUCUUUUGGCCAACAUUUUCCCCCAGCUAUCACCUCCACAUUUGAAAAAGCACUUGACAAGUGCAAAUGGGGAGGUAGAGAAAGCAAUUGAUGCCAUUCUCCUGGAAAGUCCCUCUCAAAAUAUGGUAAACAACAGCAACUUAAAUGUCCUCGUGCAAAUGUUCCCGCAGUUUAAACAAGAGGGCAUUGCUAAAGCUUUGCAGUCGUGUGAUAAUAAGCUGUAUGAUACUGUGGAUCUACUUUUGAAAUUAUUACCUGUCAGUGAGGAGAGCAAGAGAAGGGAUUCCCCGGUAAUAUCUUUUUCCCAGACUGUUACUAGAGCAGUCAGUAACAUUCCUGAUACUGAUCUAAAUCCUUUUGCUGUGGCCUUGAGCAGCACAUCCACUGCCUCGGGUUCAAGGAAAGCUGCAUUCUGUAAGCGCUGUGGCCACCAUUUAUCAGGGAGUGUCAUGGGAGGUCUCUGCCCAAACCCUGCAUGUGGCCAACCAUUUAAACCAAAGUUGAGGAUGUAAGACAAACAUCCAAGGAAAAGAAUAGAGGCAUGUGUUUUUUUAUGCAUCCAGUAAGUGAGUUAAGUUAUAUAGGCAAUGUUGCAAAGCAACAUUUACAAAAUCUUAUGACAUCAGUAUGAAAUAGGCCUUUUGCAACAAAAAUGAUGGUCACCUGAUUGUUCUCUUAUCUGUGAAAAUGAAUUCAAAACAAAUACUUUUUGGAAAACUAUUUUUAACAGAAGUUGAUUUAAAGCAUUUUAUGAUUAGCGAACAUAUAAAUUGUCAGACCUAUAUCUCAAAAGUAGCAAUUGCUGUAGUCUUGAAAAUUAGAAGGAUCUUCAUGUGGGAAGAACUCUUGCUAUUCAACCAUCAUUAUUUUAGAGGUCUUCCAAAAAAAAUUAUAUUUCUCAAAGUAAUACAGGCUAGACCUUGUGACUCGAUACAUGACCUUGUAAUUCAUUACAGGUUAAGACCUUCACAAUAUCUCAGCAUCGUACAGCAUUGGUCUGGAAAUGGGUGUCCUUGCUAAUAUUCGAACAUACUCUUUCCAUUUUUGAAAGUUAGAUUACUCUAGCUUCAAGGCUCUACUAAGGGAAAUCAGUCAUGUGAUCAACAAAGGGCCUAUAGUCUCAGCAACUUGACACAAAGUCAUAAAAAAAUAUUUUGUUCCCUUGAACUCUGUUUAGGAGUACCAAAUUGUUCUUGGUGUGAGACCAAUACAGGCUGCAGACUGGUGAGCAAACGAUGUUGUGAAAUGGUCUUAAAACAUGUCAAAACUACUGGUAUUUUGAGACUUUAAAAGAGACAGUAAACUGUGUAGAGAUAGGGAUAAAUCUGAGACAUUUCACAGCAUUGUUGUCUUGUCUACCUGCAAUUGCUGCCCAUCAGUGUCAUGAAACUAUUUGACAAUGUUUUAAAAAGAUGCAUAAAUCAUGGCACAGUGUGCCAAUGCCUUCAGGUCUAAGGGUUAUCAUGACAUAUACAAAUAUGGCCAAUGUGGUAAAUUUGUAACAAAACUGUAAUCUACAAAUUCUUUUCAAAAAGGAUUAAAAAUACAGUUAUAAGGGUCAUUGUAUGUUCAAUUCUUGCCAAUGGCAUACAUGCCCAAAACCCAUCUGAGUGUCCUCAAUGAUGCCUGUUGUGCAAGCUAUUCCAAUAUUUGGCACUGUAUCUCUGUUGUUUGUAACCUUGAUGAUUGUCUUACAUCUUCAAAGUCAACUUUGAGGCUACCAAGGUUUGGAUUGUAUUCACAAUAAGAAAGCCACUGAUCGGUAAUAAAGCAAGGCAUUUUAUUGAAUUUAUGACCAAAAAUUAAAACAAUAAUUAUGCCACUUGUUGCACUGAAAACUUCAUCAUAAGUAUUAAUACACUCUUUUGAGGCAACACUUUCUGUAAACUUGACUUCAUUAGAGCGAUUUUUAUAUGACUUUAAAUGAUUAUGUGAAGCAAAACAGAAACAACAAACAAACGCCAGUGGAGCAAUUUGAUUGGUGUAUCAAAAAAGUACAAAGUUAACAUACAUGGCUUUUGGUAUGCAAAUGCAUGAUGAGAAACAUUGUUGAAAGUAAUUUUCCACAACUUCAGGCAACAAAAGCUUACAAAAAGUGUUGAACCUGGUCAGAUGUUAGGAUGCCAGACUGGAGGGUAAAAUAUGAUUCAGAAGAAAUUUAUAAGUUUGAGCCAACAAUUGCGGCAACAUUGGCUGCAUUAAAAUUCAUAUUGGAAGUAACAUAUUAUUAUUAACAUUUUUUUAUUUACUAAUUACUAACUGAAGGGGUCAUUACAUGGAUAUUCACUGGUACUUUAAAAAGGCUUAAUACACAUUUGUGUCAAUAGCAUUCGCAGUGCUGUCAACUCUCCUGGAAAAUUCUGGAGAAAUCUCCCUUUCUCCAGAUUAGAGAAUGAAAUCUCCCGGAUAAUCAUUGAAGUAUGUCAUUUCUUCAGUAGCCUCGACUUUCCAACAAUACAAUUUCAACUAUUUUGCAUAUUGUUUGAGCUAUUUUAAUGUCAACAUAGAACAUUUCCUCAUGACCUCCAGUAUGCUAUUGUUAAUAAUCUGAUUGGUUUUUGUGAGUUUUGUGUCAUCACAAAUUUGGUGACAAUUGGAGUCAACGAGUAGUUUUUGCCCAAAUGAUGUCAUUUGGGGGGUUGACAGCCCAGCAUUCAAGCACUGAAACUAUCACAAGUGCUCUUGGCUUAAUGAAUGGCCAGGAUGGUUUGACGCUUUAAAAAAAUAACAAUAAUACUUUACUUAUAUAGCGCCUUUUCCAGCUAUGUCUAAUAGCACU